AUGGCUUCAACCACAACAACCACACAAAAACAAGACCUCCUCGUCAGCGCCAACUUCGCAACCUCCACCACCACCUCCUCCUCAUCCUAUAACCACUACACCCAACCUAAAUCCACGAUAGACUACGACCACGAAAUCUACCUCCAAUUAACAGCCGAGGACGGAAGGCCCGCGAAGACAGCGAACCAGGUUUAUCGGGAGGAACGCGCACGUCAGAAAUCCACUCGCGCUUUGGAUCCGGCGAUCUCGGAUCCGCAGGGAGAGCCGGGGGCGAUUGAUUUCGAGUGUGUGGAGAUGCAGACUCAGACGCAAUAG
Molecule: messenger RNA, 315 nt
Organism: Aspergillus melleus
Lineage: Eukaryota; Fungi; Ascomycota; Eurotiomycetes; Eurotiales; Aspergillaceae
Exons: 2
Coding region: 1-315 (104 amino acids)
Source: RefSeq, a predicted model, not a curated record